CUGAAGUUCUGAUCCCAUUUCGAGCCCUAACCAAACAACGCCAUCCACACUGUGGACAUCAAGAAUCAAUAAGAGCUCUCACAUACUGCUCACGCAUCCUAAGAAGAUCCCCAAAAUCAACCAUGAAAAUCAGAUCAAUGAAGCUGCGGGAGGCUCACAAGAACAAUGGUGUAAGCUCCUACUGUACCAUCCUGUGGGACCUCACUGCCGAGCACAUCGUUACUGCUUCUUCUUCCGACGCCUCCAUUUCAAUCCACGAUGCUCUUUUACCUUCAAAUACGCCACGAUUUCUUCGUAAUCAUAGAGAUGGUGUCACCACUUUGGCCCUCAGCCCUAAUUCCUCAUGCCUAGCUUCUGGAUCUAGUGACCGCUCCGUCAAGCUAUAUAAGUUCCCUGGUGGAGAAUUCGAAUCAAAUAUUACCAGAUUCACAUUGCCUAUUCGUGCCUUAUCUUUCAACAGAUCAGGUACCAUGUUAGCAGCUGGUGGUGAUGAUGAUGGCAUCAAACUUAUCAACACAAUAGAUGGAUCAGUUGCAAGGGUUUUAAAAGGACACAGAGGAUCCAUCACAUCCAUAUCUUUUGAUCCCAAAAGUGAAUACUUAGCAUCUGUGGAUUCAUUUGGAACUGUUAUAAUCUGGGAGCUUCAAUCCGGUACAACACUCCACACUCUAAAAAACAUUUCCCAUAAUACCCCUCCAGAUUUCACAACAUUAUCUGCACUCUCCUGGAGUCCAGAUGGCGAAAUGCUAGCUGUUUCUGGUUUAAAAAACGAUGUUAUCAUGUAUGAUAGAGACACAGCUGAAAAACUUUUCACAUUAAGAGGUGAACACACACAACCUGUGUGUUUCUUGGCUUUUUCACUUAAUGGAAAGUACAUUUCCACAUCUGGCUUAGAUAAACAGGUUUUGAUAUGGGAUGUUGUUAAGAAACAAGACAUUGAAAGACAAAAGUUUGAAGAAGUGAUAUCUUCUAUGACAUGGAAGCCACAUGGGAAUGCUUUAGCUGUUAUUGAUGUUAUGGGAAAGUAUGGUGUUUGGGACUCUGUUGUUCCAUCAUCCAUGACAUCACCUACAGAAGGGGGGCCCACUUUGGAUUCAAAGAAAAGUGAUGGUUUACUUUUCUUUGAUGAAGAAGAAAAAGAGAUUAGUACAUCUGGAAGUAUGAGUGAUCAUGGUGAAGAAGAAGAUAGCUUUAUGAAUUCUGAACAACCUACAAGAAAAAGAUUGAGGAAUUUCAAAUAUGAUGAAGAUUCAGAUGAUGAUAUUAAUGAUAUGAGUUUGCUUCCAAAAGUUGAAUCGAAUAAAAAACGUUCAACUGCUGACGUGGCAAACAUGAAAAAUGGGAAGGGGACAACAACAGAUGUGGUGAUGAUUACAGGACCAAAAAUGCAGGAAGCUUUUCAGCCUGGUGUGACACCUGUCCAAUCUGGAAAAAGGCGAUUUUUAUGCUAUAAUAUGCUUGGAAGUAUAACAACAAUGGAGCAUGAUGGAUACUCUCACAUUGAGAUUGAUUUUCAUGACACUGGUAGGGGCCCACGAGUUCCAGCAAUGACAGAUUACUUUGGUUUCACAAUGGCUUCAUUGAAUGAAAAUGGAAGUGUUUUUGCAAAUCCAUGUAAAGGUGAAAAAAACAUGAGCACUCUCAUGUAUAGACCCUUUAGAAGUUGGGCAAAUAAUAGUGAGUGGUCUAUGAGAUUUGAAGAAGAAGAAGUAAAAGCAGUAGCACUUGGCACUUCAUGGGUUGCUGCUGUUACAAGUUUGAAUUUCCUUCGUAUUUACACAGAUGGUGGAUUACAGAGGCAUGUUGUUUCUCUUGAUGGGCCUGUAGUAACUGCAUCAGGGUUUGGGGAUGAGCUUGCAGUUGUCACACAUUCUUCUCCCUCUCUCCCUUCAAAUGAACAAAUGCUAGAGUUUAGAGUAUUGAAUGUUCCCAAUGGAACACAAGCUAUUAGAGGAAAGUUGGCAUUGACUCCUGGAUCCAUUUUAACAUGGUUUGGUUUUAGUGAAGAAGGUCAACUAACUUCAUUUGACUCCAUGGGUGUUCUUCGUGUAUUCAGUAAUCAGUAUGGAGGCAGCUGGUUUCCACUCUUUAGUGCAAGUAAAUUAAAGAAGAAAGAUGAAAGCUAUUGGGUUGUUGGAUUAAAUAAAACCAAUUUAUUUUGCGUUUUAUGCAAAUCCCCUGAUAAAUUCCCACAGGCUGUUCCUAAACCAGUUCUUACACUAUUAGAUCUUUCAAUUCCUCUUGCAUCAUCUGAUUUGGGAGCUGAAGCUCUUGAAAAUGAGUUCAUUAUUAGCAACAUGCAUCUCUCCCAGAUUCAAAGAAAGAUUGAAGAAAAAGAAGCAAUGGGAGAUGAUGAUACAGCUUCACUUGAAGAUGAAGCCUUUAAUAUUGAAGCAGCUUUAGAUCGAUGCAUCUUAAGACUCAUUGCUUCCUGUUGUAAUGGUGAUAAACUUGUGAGAGCUAUAGAACUUGUUAAGCUUCUUUCACUAGAGAAAUCUGUUAGAGGUGCAAUAAAGCUUGUCACAGCUUUAAAACUACCAAAUUUAGCAGAAAGAUUCAACACCAUAUUGGAGGAAAGGUUGCUUAAAGAAGAAGCAAUAGAGACUAAAACAGAGACUGUUUGUGUUAAUAAUACAACAACAAAAACAUUCAUAUCACCAGAAAUUGUGAAAGCUACAGAAUGUGUGAAUGAAGUACAACUUACUUCGCCUUCUUUUGUGAAGAAAAAAGCAACAGAAAAUUCAACAACUAAAAUUGGGAAAGUGGUGGAAUUGAAAGAUACAAAAUUGGAAAGUAAAGGUUUAGUGAAGAAGAGUAAUGGGGAGGUGAGUCAACAAAGGUCAACAAAUCCGUUUGUGAAAUCUUUAAACAAUCAAGAAAAAGAAAAAAGCUCAUCGGUGUUUGAUUCUUUGAAGAAGUUUAAGAAGAAUGAGAAAUAGGGUUUGGAAAUGGUAAAAGAUGUGUAUAUAUAUAUGACUUGAGUUGUAGUUGUUUGUUACCAAUGGUUUUGUGAUUUUUGUUUAGAUAUUAUUAUGGAGUUUGUUUAAAGUUAUUUAUAUUAUAGGUUUUUAAAUGGAU
Molecule: messenger RNA, 3078 nt
Organism: Lactuca virosa
Lineage: Eukaryota; Viridiplantae; Streptophyta; Magnoliopsida; Asterales; Asteraceae
Source: the annotation of a GenBank genome assembly